This is a messenger RNA of Lactuca sativa (garden lettuce), 456 nucleotides long. RefSeq names its product proteinase inhibitor. Gene Ontology annotation, biological process: response to wounding. The record is from RefSeq and is a predicted model, not a curated record. Gene Ontology annotation, molecular function: serine-type endopeptidase inhibitor activity. Lineage: Eukaryota; Viridiplantae; Streptophyta; Magnoliopsida; Asterales; Asteraceae.
CGAAACCAUCGUCCCUAUAAAUAGCCAAUUAACACUUGACCCGAAAUACCAAAUACACUACAAAGCACAUACAUUGUAUAAUAACAAAGACAUGGCAUCCAUAUGCGAACAAGUAAUGGAAGGUAAAACAUCAUGGCCGGAGUUGGUCGGGGAGGACGGAGAAUGUGCGAUAAUGACAAUAGAAAAAGAAAAUACGUUGGUUAAUGCACAAACUAUCAUAGAAGGAACGGCAAUACCCGAGAUAUACAGAUGUGAUAGGGUUCUUGUUUGGAUAAAUGAACACGAUAUUGUCGUAACUAGCCCUAUGGUUGGCUAGCUAAAAAUGUGCGUUUGUUCUCUUUAUUUACUAGUGAAGUUUGCAUCAGAAAAUAAAGAUAUAUAUCUUGUAUGUGUUGUAAUCUUGUCUUCGUCUAAUUUGUUUGGAAUAAGAAUAUUGUGUGUGUGUUUUUUUUUUUU